CUCCAUAAAUGGAAGAAGAAGCCCGCCAUAAUAAACCCCACCCUCCUCCUCUUUAUCCCUCCUUCCCUCGCGACUCCCGCGGCUCCCUCGAAAUCUUCACCCCCUCAACCUUCACCAACCAACCCCCUCCCGACACGUGGCACUCCCCAAGGCCCAUCGCCGCAGCCCAGCGAGUCCGCCCAGAGUGGGGCCUGAUCCUGAACACGGACUCCGAGACCGGAAAGCCCAAGGGAGUCUCCGCCCUGGUCUCGGACGAGAAGAAGAGAGGAUCCAAUGGCUCUUAUCGGAGCUCCGAAGAAUCCGACGGAGGCGGAGGAGGAGGACGGAAGGAGAGGGUCGGGAUGCCUAGGGUUUCGGAGGAGCUGAGGGAGGUCUUGUCGGCAUUUCAACAGUCAUUUGUUGUGUGCGAUGCGACGGAGGGCGAUUAUCCUGUGAUGUACGCGAGUGCUGGGUUUUUCAAGAUGACUGGGUAUUUGGCGAAGGAAGUUAUUGGGAGGAAUUGUCGGAUUCUUCAAGGUCCUGAAACUGACACUGCAGAGAUUACUAAGAUAAGAGAAGCACUGGCAGCCAGUACAAACUAUUGUGGUCGCAUCUUGAACUAUAAGAAGGAUGGGACACCCUUCUGGAAUCUAUUAACUAUAGCACCAAUUAAAGACGAAGCAGGAAAUGUUCUUAAGUUCAUUGGGAUGCAAGUUGAGGUCAGUAAGCACACAGAAGGGUCUAAAGAUGUGAUGGUUCGUCCGAACGGUCUACCAGAGUCUUUGAUUCGAUAUGAUGCUAGACAAAAGGAGAAUGCCCGAAGUUCACUCUCAGAGCUCGUCCAGGCUGUGGAGCUGCCUGGUGCACUUGCAGACUCAACAAAUCAAACAUUUAGAAGGAAAUCUGAAGGUAGUGGAGAUGAGUUGAUAACUGAAGCUUCUGGAAGGAAGACCUCAGAAAAUAGUUCAACUGUUAGAGGCAAUUCACGUAGCAAUAUGAGAAGUUUAACGCAUAAGAUGAAUGAGAUUCCUGAAAGAGUCAAUAAAUGGAAAAAAACAAGUCUCUGUACGCUUAUGGGACUUCUUGGAAUUGGUCUGGCGAAAAUGGAUAAGAAUGUGGAACUAGGUCCAUCAGUGGAAUUUGAUGAGGAAAGACCUGAGAGUUUUGAUGAUAAAACAAGGAAAAAAGAGAUGAGAAAGGGUAUCGACCUUGCGACAACACUUGAGCGUAUUGAGAAGAACUUUGUCAUUACUGAUCCAAGAUUGCCUGACAAUCCUAUUAUAUUCGCAUCAGAUAGUUUUCUGGAAUUGACAGAAUACAGCCGGGAGGAAAUACUUGGAAGAAAUUGCAGGUUUCUCCAGGGCCCUGAAACUGACAGAGCAACUGUGAGAAAAAUAAGAGAAGCAAUCGACAACCAGAAAGAUGUAACUGUGCAGUUGAUAAAUUAUACAAAAAGUGGGAAGAAGUUCUGGAAUCUUUUUCAUCUACAACCAAUGCGUGAUCAGAAGGGUGAAGUCCAGUACUUCAUCGGGGUUCAGUUGGAUGGUAGUGAAUAUGUCGAGCCACUUCACAAUUGUAUACCAGAGACUACGGCAAAUGAGAGUGCAAAGCUGGUAAAACAAACUGCCGAAAAUGUUGAUGAGGCUGUCAGAGAACUUCCGGACGCUAAUUUGAAACCUGAAGAUCUAUGGGCCAAUCAUUCAAAGGUGGUUAUUCCAAAGCCUCACAAGAAGGAUAAUUCAUCAUGGAGAGCUAUCCAGAAGGUGCUGCACAGUGGUGAAAAUAUAGGUCUGAAACAUUUUAGACCAAUUAAAACCUUGGGAUCUGGCGACACUGGCAGUGUGCAUUUGGUUGAAUUGUUGGAAACCGGGGAAUAUUUUGCGAUGAAGGCUAUGGAUAAGAAUAUCAUGCUUAACCGCAACAAGGUUCAUAGAGCUUGUGCUGAAAGGGAUAUACUUGAUUUGUUAGAUCACCCUUUUCUUCCCACAUUAUAUGCAUCUUUCCAGACUAAAACACACAUAUGUCUCAUAACUGACUACUGUCCUGGUGGAGAGCUCUUCUUACUACUAGACAGGCAACCUUUAAAGGUCCUCAAGGAAGAUGCUGUCAGAUUCUAUGCUGCAGAAGUUGUUGUGGCACUUGAGUAUCUUCACUGUCAAGGUGUUAUCUAUAGAGACCUAAAACCAGAAAACAUCCUGCUGCGAAGAGAUGGACAUGUAUCUCUGACUGAUUUCGAUCUGUCAUGUUUGACGUCUUGCAAACCAGAGCUUUUGCUCCCUUAUCCCGAGGACAUGAAAAAACAGAAGAAAGGAAGAACUCCUCCAAUUUUCCUGGCGGAACCAAUGAGAGCGUCAAAUUCCUUUGUUGGGACUGAAGAAUACAUUGCACCAGAGAUUAUAUCUGGAGCUGGUCAUUCUAGUGCAGUUGACUGGUGGGCACUUGGCAUUCUCCUACAUGAAAUGUUCUAUGGAUAUACCCCAUUCAGAGGGAAAACAAGGCAAAAGACCUUUGCCAACAUUCUUCAUAAAGACCUCAAAUUUCCUGGAAGCAUUUUGGUUAGCGACCAAGCAAGGCAUUUAAUGCAUCGUUUGUUGCAUAGAGACCCUAAAAAUAGGCUGGGUUCCUCUGAAGGUGCUCAUGAGAUUAAGAAGCAUCCAUUUUUUAAUGGUAUCAAUUGGGCUCUUGUACGGCGCACGACCCCUCCUAAGCUCGACGCACCAUUAUCUUUCGAUAUUGACAUUGAGAAGGAAGUUAAGCCUGCUGAUCCUCAACUUGUGGAUCUCCAAGAAAAUAUAUUCUGAAAGAUGUGACAGGUUUUUACUACUGCUUCUCCCAAUAAGGGACAUUGAAGAAAUAUUCAAGGAUCAAAUUUUGUAUUCGUGUAACUUUAGAGCAUUUGUUAGCAGAGACCAGAAAUAAUUUAUGUAUUGUCAAUUUAAUUUCUUUCCAGUGAUAGUGCUUACUUCUGUAUUAGAUCGUAUCAAGCAAAUAAUUGAGAUGCAUCUUAAUUUUGGUUCCUCUUGUAAA
This is a messenger RNA of Asparagus officinalis (garden asparagus), 3006 nucleotides long. RefSeq names its product phototropin-1A-like. Gene Ontology annotation, molecular function: protein serine/threonine kinase activity; ATP binding. Lineage: Eukaryota; Viridiplantae; Streptophyta; Magnoliopsida; Asparagales; Asparagaceae. The record is from RefSeq and is a predicted model, not a curated record. Gene Ontology annotation, cellular component: plasma membrane; nucleus; cytoplasm. Gene Ontology annotation, biological process: protein phosphorylation.